AUGGUCAACAGUUCGCAAUUUUUUCAAGAAUAUUUUUUCUCGAAAAAUGAUUUGAAAAAGCCAAAAGAAAUGGUUUUUAUGUCGAGAGGAGGAUCUGUGGAGGAGAUGACACUCGACUUGGAUUUUCAAUUUGAAGAGAGAUCCCCCAAAACGACUUGCUCAAAAAUUCCAUGGCUCGAAAUCCUCUACUCCCUAAUUACCCUUCUGAUAAUUGCCCUAAUUACCGCAUUAAUUUUUCAAAAACGUUCCGAAAAUCUUCAAUUAACGGAUUCUCUUCGAAAAUUCAAGGAAUUCAACCAAAAAUUUCAAAGAAUCCAUGAGAAUUCAGAUGAUUUGAAUUUUCGAUUCCAAUUAUUCUCAAAAAAUUUGAAGGAAAUCGAAAUAUUGAAUUCUCAAAACUCUGGCGCCAAAUUUGAAAUCAAUGAGUUUACGGAUCGAUCUGAAGAAGAGCUAAGAAGAUAUUCAAUGGAUCAGAAAUUCGUGAAAAACCUUUCAAAUUUAAAAUUCGCAAAUUCAACAAUUUUGGCGGGAAGUUUGAACAGAAGCGGUUAUCGAGAUUGGAGAAACGAUGGGAAAGUGAUGAGUGUCAAGAAUCAAGGGCAAUGUGGAUCUUGCUGGGCAUUUUCGAUUGUUUCGGCUGUUGAAUCUCAAUUUGCAAUUAAAAAAGGAACAUUAUGGUCAUUAAGUGAACAGGAACUCGUGGAUUGUGAUCGAGAUAGUUAUGGAUGUAAUGGAGGGUUCAUGGAUAAGGCAUUGAGCUGGAUUCUCGGGAAUGGUCUUGAAACGGAAGACGACUAUCCAUACGAUGCAGUUCGGCACGAUCAGUGUUAUUUGAAUGGAAGAAAGACACGAGUUUGGGUGGAUGAAGGAUAUCGAUUGGCGAAUAAUGAGGAUUUCAUUGCCGACUGGGUUGAUUCUGUGGGUCCUGUUAGCUUUGCCAUGAAGCUCCCCAAGUCCUUCUACAGCUACUCGAAAGGAAUCUAUCAUCCAUCGGAGCGAGAAUGCAAUGAUCCGAAUAACGGGUAUCAUGCAAUGACACUAAUUGGUUACGGCAACGAAGGAGGACAAUUAUAUUGGAUUGUCAAAAAUUCCUGGGGUAGCGGAUGGGGAGAUCAAGGAUACAUGCGUCUGGCGAGAGGCCAAAAUGUGUGUGGAGCUGGUGAAUAUGUUUUUGGACCCAAAAUUAAUUGA
Molecule: messenger RNA, 1191 nt
Organism: Caenorhabditis briggsae
Lineage: Eukaryota; Metazoa; Nematoda; Chromadorea; Rhabditida; Rhabditidae
Exons: 4
Coding region: 1-1191 (396 amino acids)
Cellular component (GO): lysosome
Molecular function (GO): cysteine-type endopeptidase activity
Source: RefSeq, a predicted model, not a curated record